AAAAGAUUGGGGUCUCUAGCUUGCAUGAUUGGGCAUGCAAAUUCUUUGAGAUUUUGGAUCAACUGUGAGAACUUCCUUUUUUAAAACUUAAAACUGCUUAUUUUAAGAGGGAUGGUGUGUGCUACAGACUGCAAUAAGCGGAUCAUCUGAGCUUUAGUGCUGCAUGAAGAUGAAUGCUCAGACAGUUCGGUGGUUCCUAUUUCUAGCCCUGAUAAAAAAUUUUUCUUUUACUCAAGACCUCUUUGACCUACCAGACAGUGCCCUGACAGCCAAAGAGGGGUCCUGCACUGAAAUCAAAUGUAGAGUGAAGUCUAGAAUUAUUAUUGAUGAUGCACACUGGUUUUGGAUGAAGAAUGGACAUUGGAAUGGCAGUUAUUUUAUUGCCACAAUCAUUUACAGUUCAAAUGAGUCAAAACGUCCUGUCAGUCCAGACUAUAAAGGAAGAGUGGAAUAUAUCGGGUCUCCAUCUUCAAGUUGGGGGGAUUAUUCAACCUCACAAAAGCCACUAUGCAGUAUUUUGAUCUGCGACCUGAAGAAAACUGACAGCGGAUUAUAUUCCUUCAGAUUUGCAGGAAAAGAUAAACAUAAAUGGGUGACAAAAAAUUUGACCCUCACAGUUACAGAAAAUCCAUGCCCAAUCACUUUUGAGAAACCAGCUGUCGUGAAGGAAUCGGAUAUGAUAACGCUCACAUGCUCCACUCUACAUUCAUGUCCUUUAAACCUUGAGAUUAAAGAUUUGACGCAACCGUCAUUAACACUGUCUACAAACCUUCAACAACCAGAUGAAAAACAGAAACGCACCAAACUCAAUUUCACAGCCAACUGGCUGGAUGAUGGGAGGAAUUUUUCAUGCCAAACAAAAGAUAACACAGACACAUAUUUGAUUCGGAAUAUCAAUGUAACUGUCGAAUAUGCUCCUAAAGACAUAAAGGCUUUUAUAAACACUACUACGAACAUCAAGGAAGGAGAGAGUGUGACUCUGAUUUGCUCUGCAAAAGGACGUCCUACUCCAACUUUUAAUUGGUUUAAAAACAAUCAAACUGUCCCGGGGCCAGUAUGGAAGAUCGAUUCAAUUAAUGAAACACAGAGUGGAGAAUACCUCUGUGAAGCUCACAACACAAUUGGGAGGGUGAAUUCAAGCUCAGUGAAUGUUACUGUUACAUAUGUACCUCAAGUUGAGGUAAAUACCUCACAUGCUUAUCAGGUUAAAGAAGGAGAUAAAAUUACUUUAACAUGCAAUGUAAAGAAAAGCAAACCAAAACCUCAUAGCUACACUUGGAUUAAAGAUAAGAAACCUAUUCAUUGGAGUCAGACAUAUGUUCGUACAAUUGAGCCUGAGGAUGGUGGGCUCUACAAAUGUAGUGCCAUAAACUCUGCGGGCACUGGAACAUCAAAGGAGAUUCAGAUUGAGGUUGAAUACCGCCCAAGGAAGACGGUCAUUUCCAUUAAUAGAAAUGAUAGGAAAGUGAAAGUUGAUAGCCACCUUACAUUCACCUGUGACACUGAUGCCAAUCCUGGCCCGAUGAAAUACUCCUGGUCCCGCGACGGAAAUAGUAAACAGAUUCCCUCAUCACAGUGGGAGUACAAGACAAGUGUUGAAAACGAACUAAGUUUGGAGCAUGUACAAAGAACAGAUGAAGCAUGUUAUAGGUGCAACGCAACCAACACCAUCUCUACAGGGUGGGAUAGUAAGCCGCUGUGCAUAGAAGUUCUCUAUCCUCCCACCAUUCCUAUGCUGUCUAUGGAUACUGAGGUCACGGAAGGUCAAUUCAUCACCAUCAGCUGCACUGUUGAAAGCUUUCCACCGUCACAACUCAAGUUGAUAAGGACUUCUGAAGCAAAUGCUCAGUCUUCAGAUAUAAUUUUCUCACAAACUUCUGAUUUGAGACCCUACAACACUCUCCAUCGCAAAUUUUCUGCAACUUCAGCCCACACAGGAUCUUACACCUGCAGCGCCACAAACAGCGAGGGUUCAAAAACAAGCGAACAAAGGAAGUUGGUGGUGAAAUAUUCUCCCAAAGAUGUGACAGUAGAUGCCAAGCCUAAUCUUACUGUGAAUGAAAACACAUUGUUGACACUGAGCUGCAAUGCCCACUCCUACCCGAAAGUGACCUCUGUCACUUGGAAAAAGAUGACGCUUGAUGGGCAGAUUGAAAGUACCCAGGAAACUGAUAUCAUUAAAGUACAGUCUGUCAGCCCUUCUGACAGUGGACGGUACAAAUGUACUGCCGGGAAUGAAAUUGGGACUGGAGACUCAGAGCUUGCUGUGGUUAAAGUCAACUAUGCUCCAAAAAACACAAAGAUCACAAGAGCAGCAGAGCAGCAGCGGCCAGGUGGGAUCAUUUCUGUGAUGCUGAGCUGCAGCAGUGAAAGCUAUCCACCAAUCAAAGAAUAUAGAUGGUACAAGAAGAUAGAGGAGAAGGAUGAGUAUAAAAAAUUGUCUGACAGUCAGAACUUCACAGUGUAUUCACACCAACCAGGACUCUACCGCUGCACGGCAAGAAAUGAAAUAAAUGUGCAAUGGUCUGACCCAGUCCCGCUGUUCGUCAACCGAGGCUUGAUGUGGUUACUCUUUCUUUUUCUGGGUGUCCUGGUCAUUAUUUUAAUUUUCUUUGUCUAUAGACACAAAAGGAACAAAUUAAUUCGACAAAGAACUACAAACAAACCACCCUGUUAUGGUUUUAUGGGUUGGUGGAAUUGCGCCAGGAGGGGGAAUCUGAUGAACGAGUUAGUGACGACACAGCCUUCCAGGAGCACAGAUGACAUCUUGCCAGACCAGCCGUGCCGUCCGAUGGCCCAACAACGUCAGCCGCGUCCAGACAGCACGCCUGCAUCCAACAUCAACAGUGUUUACUGCACUGUGAAUCUGCCCACUGGAAAUAAGGGUCCGUCUGCACAAAAGUCAAUGAGACAGCAAGGAGGCACAUGGGAUGAGGCUCUAAACUACGCUUCUUUGCACUUUAAAAAUAAGCAGAACAAACCAGCAAAAGCAGAAGAGGAUACUGUGUAUGCUAUGGUGUCGAAGCAAAAGCCACCUAAGAAGAAUGAGAAAGAAAAUCAGGACGACUAUGAGAACAUCAGUGCAGUACAUGCAGCCACAUCUCCAGAUCCACUGAACUAUGACACUGACACCAGUGAAGAUGAAGCAGAGAUCAAUUAUACACAGGUGAGCAUCAAGGCAAAACCUGGACAUCAGAGAGCCUGCAGAGACUCCAGCACCGACUCCAGCACUGACUCCGGUACUGACUCCAGCACCUCUGAUGAAGAAGAGACCCAGUACUCUGAGGUCAAAAUCUGAGUUAAGAUGUUCUUGCCCCGCCUUACAGAUAUGCCCACAUUGUGCCUGAGCCACACGGAAUCAUGUUCAUAAUCAAUCAUCAGGUUUUGUUUAUUAAAAAUGUUUUAUCACUCCACUGUAUUGCUUUUACAUUACAUUAUUGUUUUUCUACUGCAGUAACCAGUACCAAACAGAAGGGAGAAAAGUGACCAACGUUAUGAGCUCAAUCCAAACCCAUGGCCCCUAAAAUAAAAAAUAAGGGUCAAUUUUGACAUGCUUUUAUUCAAACUGUAUUAUGUGUGGGCAAAUGUACAUAGUUGUAAAGAUUUAAUGACAAUACUGUGAUGUUUGUGAGCAAGCUUAAAUGCAAGGCGACAUGGCUGUAAUGUUGUGACGCUGUGCAACAGUUGCUUCACUGAGGAUUGUUCCUGAUAUAUGCAUGUUGAAAGAAGGUGCUGAAUGCAUAAUGCUCUAUUUUUUAUAAUAUGCUUUGACUUCAGCUCUUGUAUGACUUCCAACCUAAGUGCAGGAAGAAUGGCACAAACAGAUUUAUGUGUUUUAACAAAAAAACAAAUAAAAAAUUAUCCAUGAAGUGUA
Messenger RNA from Dicentrarchus labrax (European seabass), 3874 nucleotides. RefSeq lists its product as uncharacterized. The record is from RefSeq and is a predicted model, not a curated record. Bases 164 to 3298 code for a protein of 1044 amino acids. Lineage: Eukaryota; Metazoa; Chordata; Actinopteri; Moronidae. The transcript has 17 exons.